GACGGGCGACAGGAAAACCAGCGUGUGGUUCGAAGAGCAGAAUGGGGAGGAACGCGAAGAAGAGCAAGGGAAGGGAGUCUAGGGAGAAGCAGGUUGAGCCGCGAGUUGAAAAAGUCGUGGAGCUGCCGUACAUGGCGACGGGUACCCUGGCCAGUUCGCCGAUGUGUCGCGACAUAAAGAUAGAGAAUUUUAGCGUACAGAUUUACGGUCGCCCGUUGGUGGUGGAUACGACGUUGGAACUGAACAAGGGUCGCCGAUACAGCUUGAUAGGCACGAAUGGGUCGGGAAAGUCUAUCAUGUUGAAGUGUUUGGGGAGUCGGUUGGUUCCGAUUCCUCCGCGAAUGGACGUUUACAUACUGGACAGGGAGGCGGAGGCGAACGAGUUGUCUGCGUUGGAGAGCAUCAUGGAGGGAAUAGACGGGAAGGUGGCGAUGCUCGAGGCGGAGGCGGAGAAGUUGGCGCUGAUUCAGGACGACGUGAAUGCCGAGGAGUGCCUCCAGGACAUAUACGAGCAGCUGGACGAGUUGGACCCGGAGUGUUCUCGGGUGCGAGCGACGAAAAUUUUGCACGGUCUUGGUUUUUCGACGAAGAUGCAGAACCAAAAAUGCAAGGAUUUUUCGGGUGGGUGGAGGAUGCGCAUAGCGUUGGCUAAGGCGUUGUUCAUGAAGCCGGAUUUGUUGCUGUUGGAUGAGCCUACGAAUCACUUGGACCUCGAGGCGUGCGUGUGGUUGGAGAGUUACUUGAAGAAGUACGAUCGGAUUUUGCUGUUGAUAUCUCACUCGCAGGAUUUUUUGAACGAGGUGUGUACGAACAUCAUUCAUCUGCACAAUGGGCGGUUGAUCCCGUACGGGGGGAAUUACGACCAGUAUGUGAGGACUCGCUCGAAUAAGGAGGAGAAUCAGAUGAAGCGAUACCAGUGGGAACAGGAGCAGAUCAGACACAUGAAGGAGUAUAUUGGCAGGUUCGGGUCUGGGAACGCUAAGAUGGCGUCGCAGGCUAAGAGUAAGGAGAAGGUGUUAGAAAAGAUGGAGAGCAAGGGGUUGACGGAAAAGGUUGUGGCCGACAAGGUUUUGUCGUUCCAUUUUCCGUGUGUUGGGAAGUUACCGCCUCCGGUGGUCUCGUUCAAUGACGUUGAGUUUGGAUACGAUGAAAGUAGGCCUUUGUACAGAAAGUUGGAUUUCGGGAUAGAUCUCGAUUCGAGAAUAGCGUUGGUGGGCGCCAACGGCGUGGGAAAGUCGACGUUGUUGAAGCUGAUCACCCGACAGGUCAUUCCGACGCGAGGCCAAAUUACCUGCCAUCAGAGUCUGCGAAUUGGCUACUACAACCAGCACCUGAACGACCAGUUGGACGGUAAUUUGUCGCCGCUGGAGUACAUGAUGAAGGAGUACGACGUGGAGCCCCAGACGCUGCGUAAGAUCAUCGGGCGUUUCGGCGUGACUGGACGCGAUCAAACCACGCCGAUUAAGAUUCUCUCUGACGGGAUCAAGUCUCGUGUAGUGUUCGCCUGGAUCGCGUUCAAGGAGCCCCACCUGUUGUUGUUGGACGAGCCUACGAACCACCUCGACAUGGAGAGCAUUGAUGCGCUGGCCAACGCCAUCAAUGGCUUUGAGGGCGGGAUGGUUCUUGUUUCCCACGACUUCCGGCUGAUCAGUCAGGUGGCGAGGGAGUUGUGGGUCUGCACGCCGGAGGGCAUCAAGCCGUUCGACGGCGGCAUUGAGCGGUACAAGAGGAUUCUCGUCGAGAAGAUCGAGAAUGAAUUGGAGGGAUAGGCAGGGCGGGUUUGCCACUCUGUUGGGAGCGCUGCGCUUUUCGGUUUUAAAAAAAAAAAUUUUUUUCGAGCGUUCGAGUCAGUUGCGAGACCGGUCGGCUCAGAAGGGGAGGGCGGACGCGCAGCUUGGCACCAAGAAGGGCACGCGUUUAAGCGAAAGAGGUACACAGGGGAAGAGAGUCCCGCCCCCAUGCGCUGCGCGUGUAUUUUUUGCAUGCGGGGUGUGUGUGCGUGACAGUUUUUUUUUUUUUUUUUAGGCUUGAUUCGUCUGUGUGUCUGAUUCGCGCAUUCGAACGUGCCCGAGCUUGGCCGCGCACGAAGGCGUGCUAGAUGGAAGCGACUGAGGGGGACACCAAGAGGCGGAAGCGCCGCGAGGGGGAGGCGCGGGCUGGGGAGAGCGCGGCAGGGGGGAGCAGCGGCGCCGACUCGGGGAUGAAGGUCAAGAAGAAGCUUGAUAUCGACGCGCUCAAGAAGAAGUUGGCCGAGGACAAGAUGAAGUUGGAACGGCUGAAGAUGAGCAGGGAGCAAGAGAAGCGAGCGAGGAUCCAGGUGACGCACAUGCCGCCCCUCACAUCCCUGGCGGAUUCGUACCAGGUUGAGAGGACCGUUCCCAGCAACGUGGUGAAUUUGAGGUACCAGCAGGAGGAGAUGAUGCGGAAGUUGAAGAAACUGAAGCGAGAGGAGCGACUUGUCGCCAAGAUGCAGCAGAGCCGCGCCGACGGCAAGCAGAGUGCCGGUCCCGACAAGCAAGCGCCUCAGGUUGAGCGCAAGAGAAAGGUUUUGUCCUUUUUGGAGCCCGAGGCAUUGGCGCGGAAGACGGAGGGACAAAUGGAGGAAAUUCUCCAAAUGAAGUUGGUCAGAGAAAAGCAACGGUCUAUGUUCGAAGAAAUUGGGCAGGGCCAUCGAGUAAGGCCCAAGCCGACUAAAAUUCCUGAUGUCGAAUGGUGGGAUUUGCCCUACAUUGUCACAGAGGAAGCAGGACAAGAAGAGUCGGGCGACAAGGGCGCCUCGUCUGCAACCGCGCAGCUUCUCGACACCUCGAAACUCAAGACCGAGUUAAUAACCAACGUCAUCGAACACCCCGAGCUGACCUAUCCUCAGGCCGAGCCGCCCCUCCCGCCCCCUCCGCCGAUCAUGCUGACCCGCGCCGAGCAAAAACGCAUUUGUAAGCAAAACCGCAAGAGAAUUCAAGAGGAGCGCAGAGAAGAGGUUCUCCUGGGUAUCCGACCCCCCCCAAAAGGGAAGAAUCCGCAUCGCAAACAUGAUGCGCGUUCUCGGGGAAGCCGUUCACGACCCCACCGCCGUGGAAAGGAAAGUCCGCGCGGAAAUGGCCGCUCGCGUGUCCCGACACGAGGCGCGCAACAACGAGCGCAAGCUGACUCCAGAACAACGAAAAGAAAAAGAAAAGGCAAAACUGGUCGAAGACACGUCCCUAAAAUCGAACGUCGCUGUCUUCAAAGUCCUGUCUCUUGCCAACCCGAGAAACCGCUUCAAAAUCGACAUCGAGGCCAACAAAAACCUGCUCACUGGGUGCGUCAUCUUGAGCGACUCGUUCGCGCUUGUCGUCGUAGAGGGCGGACCCAAGGCCGUCAAACGGUACAAAAAACUCAUGACCAAAAAAAUAAAAUGGACCGAAGAAAUUCCCCCGCCGAAAAACCCGCAACAACAGCAAGGACCGGAUGAGAAAGACGACAAGGGUUCCGAUCGCGUUCUGGGCGCCAAUAUCCCGCCUUCCGAAAACAAAUGCUGGCUCAUCUGGGAGGGUGAAGUCCUAAGAAGAGCAUUCAUCAACUUCCGGUUUGAAACCCUAUCGAACAAACCCAGAAAGUCGCUUGAAAAACUAGGAAUCGCCCACUACUGGGAUUUGGCCCUAAAUUAUCAAGCCAAAACCAUAUGAAAAAAUAAAAAUUCUUUUUCCUCCUCUUU
This is a messenger RNA of Schistocerca gregaria, 3694 nucleotides long. RefSeq names its product ATP-binding cassette sub-family F member 2-like. The record is from RefSeq and is a predicted model, not a curated record. Gene Ontology annotation, molecular function: ATP binding; ATP hydrolysis activity. Lineage: Eukaryota; Metazoa; Arthropoda; Insecta; Orthoptera; Acrididae. The transcript has 2 exons. Bases 42 to 1769 code for a protein of 575 amino acids.